This is a messenger RNA of Cottoperca gobio, 2219 nucleotides long. Its product is annotated as ras-related protein ralB-A-like. Bases 213 to 824 code for a protein of 203 amino acids. NCBI's taxonomy places the organism in Eukaryota, Metazoa, Chordata, Actinopteri, Perciformes, Bovichtidae. Gene Ontology annotation, molecular function: GTP binding; GTPase activity. Gene Ontology annotation, biological process: signal transduction. The record is from RefSeq and is a predicted model, not a curated record. The transcript has 6 exons. Gene Ontology annotation, cellular component: membrane.
GCCUCCUCUUGUGUGCACACGAUCUUUGGUUGGAGUCCGUGUACAAGGUGCGGCAGAGCGUCUCCCGGUCAACUUGUAAAAGUUUGAGUUUGUGUCGGUGUAUGGCGGAUUUCCUAACGAACAGCAAAAAAACACGUUAGCAGGCCUGUUGUAGAGUGCUUAAAGAGUUUGUAGUCAGGCGGAGCGGUGAGCCUCUGCACUGAGACAGAGUCAUGGCCUCUGGGAAAAACAAGAACCAGACCUCUCUGGCGCUCCAUAAGGUGAUCAUGGUGGGCAGCGGUGGCGUGGGGAAGUCCGCCCUCACCCUGCAGUUCAUGUACGACGAGUUUGUGGAGGACUACGAGCCCACGAAGGCGGACAGCUACAGGAAGAAGGUGGUGCUGGACGGCGAGGACGUUCAGAUCGACAUCCUGGACACGGCGGGUCAGGAGGACUACGCCGCCAUCAGAGACAACUACUUCCGCAGCGGCGAGGGCUUCCUGCUGCUGUUCUCCAUCACCGAGCACGAGUCCUUCACAGCCACGUCCGAGUUCAGGGAGCAGAUCCUGCGGGUGAAGGAGGAGAAGGAGGAGGCCAUCCCGCUGCUCCUUGUGGGGAACAAGUCGGACCUGGAGGAGCGGCGGCAGGUGUCUGCAGACGAGGCCACGGCGAAGGCCAGCGAGUGGGGGGUGCAGUACGUGGAGACGUCGGCCAAGACGAGAGCCAACGUGGACAAGGUGUUCUUCGACCUCAUGCGGGAGGUCCGCAAGAAGAAAAUAUCGGAGAGCAAAGACAAAAACGGGCUGAGCGGCAAGAAGAAGAAGAAGCGCUGCUGCAUCCUUUAACUCCCCGUGGAGCGGACAAAGUGCCAAAAACCAAAAAGGCUCAGACGGACUGAAACUCAUCACAAGUCCAUCUGCUGGAUACACUCCCCCUGCAGCCGGGGGGGGGCUCCCUCUCCUCGCCUGCACCUUUAUUUUUACACCUGGAAAUGUAUUUUUCUCCACAUGUAUAAAACCCAAACUUGAAAAGAAUCUGGACGUGUUUGAGGAACCUCACUUCCAUUAUUGUUUGUCUGAAAGUCACUUCGGUGCUUUCCCGCUUCCUGUCUGUGGCCAGAAGUAUGUGGACACGUCCGCUGGCUUUAGGACGCAGGAAGUGGGAUUCAUGAGUGAGGAGUCUGUCAGCUGUCGGGAGCUCUGAUCAACAGGAGCUCGUGUUUCCUCUUCCAGGAGGACGAGCUGACCGCCACGUUGCAGAAGUUCAGCUUCAGUUUUCUUUUUCUUCAGGCGACUCGAGCUGCAACCACUAAAACUAAAGGAUCAGCGUUCUUUAUUCUAUCUAUCUAUAUCUAUAUAUAUCUAUAUAUAUCUAUAUAUAUAUAUAUAUAUAUAUAUCUUUAAAUCACUUUGUAAGCAACGCUCCUGAUGAGUCGCAGCAUCAGAUUUUCCUCCUGUUGAUACGAAUUAUAGCAAAUAAAACCAGCAACUUCAGGACUUUCUGACGUUUCAUAGACGUAAAGUAACAAAUGACACGUACAGGUUCAUCUACGACCGCAGUCAGGACAUCGUGAGUCGCUGGGGGGGCGGAGUUACAGCAGAUGAAAUAAAUCUAUCCUCCUGAUUUAAAGUAAAACCCCUGAAUUCUUAGAUCAUAAAGAAUAAUUAAAUAUUCCCCUCGGCUCCGUAAACUUUUCUUCUACCUCCAUUGAGCUCUCAGGCGUCCGUAUACUUCUGGCCACACCGACGGACGAGCAGCUGAAGUUCCACGAUGACACUUUGUGCCUUAAACUCUGCUGCUCCACCUUCCUGCAGCUCACACUUCCACACACUCCUUUUUAUAUGAACGCACCGACAAGUAUAUGAUUUCUAAUCACGUUGAAAAGGGAAUUACUACUUCCAUGACUCUUGUGUUGGACAUGUUCGUUUAAUAAAAGAAAUGAAUGUUGUUUGUGACAUCGGGCAGUUCUUACCUUGAAACCUUUCAGCAGCUUUAUUCAUCGUUCCACUCGAUGUAACUCCAGUUUAAGGAAUGAUUUGCCAAAUAAAGAAUAAGUUAAAGUAGAGACGGUUAACAUUUGAUCUGUAAGGAAUGAUUUCCCCCGUGUGUCAGAAUAUAAAGAAUCAUCGCUCCUCUUGAUUUGGGUUCAUGGAGCUUCACUUUUUACUUUGACAGGAAUGAAUUGUGCUAAAUGACAUGUUUUUGUCUUAAAUAAGAAAUAAAAUAAUGAUAAUACAGAA